Molecule: messenger RNA, 668 nt
Organism: Dermacentor silvarum
Lineage: Eukaryota; Metazoa; Arthropoda; Arachnida; Ixodida; Ixodidae
Product: TNF receptor-associated factor 6-like
Exons: 3
Coding region: 198-668 (156 amino acids)
Biological process (GO): regulation of canonical NF-kappaB signal transduction; protein K63-linked ubiquitination; tumor necrosis factor-mediated signaling pathway
Cellular component (GO): cytoplasmic side of plasma membrane; plasma membrane signaling receptor complex
Molecular function (GO): ubiquitin protein ligase binding; tumor necrosis factor receptor binding
Source: RefSeq, a predicted model, not a curated record
UCUAGUUGGUGUCGCUUUAUCGCAGCCGUCGAGUAACACUCGCCCCGCCGGAUGAAGAGGCCGGCAACAGGCACGUCGCCUUCCCUUGUUCAGUGCACCAAACGCCCCCAAACCGAGCCGCCGUCAUACCGGACCCUGGAACGAGGGCGGUGCAUACCCUGAGCGGGCACACCGUCGUCGGAGCAAACUGGCGACCGAUGCCCUUUACAAAGGAAUUGCCGUUGCCGCGCAUCUGUGGCCUCUGCCGCACGGUUCCCAACAGGACGGUACUUCUGCCCUGCUCGCACUUCCUGUGCGAUUCCUGCAACGGCGUCAGAGACCAAGAUGGCCGCUACGUGUGUCCGUUGGACCUGGAACCGUUCGAUGAGCACGAUUGUCUAUGGAAUGACUUCCCUGCCACGAGAGCGAGCAGCCUCAAGGCCCAUUGCUGGAAUGAAUGCGACGGAUGCGCGUUCGUAGGCACCAUCGAAGCUGUACUGCGGCACUACGAGAAAGAAUGCGACUUCCAUGCUCUCCUGUGCCCACGGUGUCAACAAAGGAUACGGCACACAGAGCUUGCAGCCCACUAUGUGGCCGGAUGCUCGCGUGGUAAUCUGUCUUCGAGACCUGCACAACAUUACCAACGUGGUGAUUCACGUGACUUUCGUGACGAAGACGGACAAAAGUGA